GCGCACAAGUGUUUGAUCAAACUUGUCGGCAGCUUUCUGUAGCCAUGAGUCCGUAACGCGAGCAGCUCCAGCUUCAGAAUCUUCUGCACGUUCAGUUAAACUUCAGUCUCAGUCUUUGCUUGCGCUUAAUGUCCAAUUGUGGAGAGUUUCACUCUUAACAGUACUUUUCAACGAGAUUGUCGCUUUAUGGGUGGACAUUAUGAAGUAACAUCAGCGGCUGCCUGUUUAAAGGGCUGACCCAUGUGAGGAGAGUGGAGUUCACACACACAUACAUACGCACACACAAACACACACAUGGACGGCAUGGCGUCUUUCUCCAGCACCUGUGGCUCUAAGGUGGACCGGGCGUCCCAUCGUAGAGGAGAAGACAGACAGGGGACACCCAGUAACACUGACUGCAGUGCUGUGCUUGAGAAGACCAGAGAGUUCUUCCAGAUUUGUGACAUCGAGGGCAAAGGCUUCAUUACACGACGGGACAUGCAGAGGUUAAAUGGAGAGCUUCCUCAGAGUGCUGAGGAACUUGAGAAUGUCUUUGAUACUCUGGACGCAGAUGCCAACGGAUAUCUGACCUUUGAGGAGUUCUCCUCCGGCUUUAGUGAAUUUAUGUUUGGUCCAGGUGUGGUGUCAGUAGAUCCACAUGCAGACGAGCAGCCGGUCUCAGGAAAGACUCCGGAAGUGCUCUAUGAGAGCCAAUGGGAGGAGAGACUCAGCAGGGGAGAGGAUGACGAGGAGAAACACUUCUGCAUGCUAAUGGAGAACCUGGGGGCAAGCAACAUCUUUGAAGAACCAGGAGAGGUGCGGAGUCUUUGGGUGCAGCUUAGAAAAGACGAGCCUCACCUCCUGUCCAAUUUUGAGGAGUUUCUUGCCAGGGUCACUUAUCAGAUCAAAGAGGCCAACCAGGAGAAGAAAGAGAUGGAGACGGCCCUUAAAAGGAAAGCGGCGACACAUGAUGAUGAAAUCCAGAGGCUGUAUGAAGAAAUGGAGCAACAGAUCAAGAAUGAGAAAGACAGGAUACUUUUAGAGGAUUCUGAGCGGUUCUUGUCUCGCAGUCAGGACUUGGAGCAUCAGCUUUCCACUAAAGAGAAAGAGCUGGAAAUUAUUUCUAACAAACAGAAACGGCUGGAGCAUCAGUGUCGAGAGCUGCACAGCGAGCAGCGGGAGACGGCCGUGGAGAAUGUUAAACUAAAGCAGUAUAAUGAGGACUUGAGCCGUGAGCUGGAGCACACCACCCAGGAGCUGAGUCUGGCCCAGGAGCAACUCAUGCUGCUGCAGGAACAGGCCUCACGCCUGCACGAGGAGAGAGAGAUGGAGAUUUAUAGAAUUACAGAAAGCCUGCAGAGAGAGAGGGCAAGUCUUCUCAAGCAGCUUGAUUUGCUAAGAGAAAUAAACAAACACUUACGAGAUGAAAGAGACAUAUGCUAUCAAAAACCAAAUACUUCUGCUGCAAAACUCUCAUGGAAACCGAGGUCUGAAUCAAUUACUAUGAAGCACUCUGAGCGGAAGCAGUCAUUUAUAAGCGAUGAGGAUGAAGAGGUUCUGUCGCAGUCUAAGCGGAAGAACAUGAUCGGCGUAAAUGGGCACAGUAUGGACCUGGAGGACAUGUUAGAUGGACGACCUCCUUCAAAACACCAGCUCCAGAGGAUCAUCUCCAUCGAGGAGGACCAUCUUCCUCAACUCCUUCAACAGGGUUAUCAGGCCCAGCUCAGAGAAUGGAGUGAAGAUGAGGAGUUGGAGGAGGGCAUGGACCUCCAGAUGAGCAAUAUUUACCCCACAACCAGCACUCCGACCUCUGUUUCACCUCCUCCAGGAGUCGCACCCACACCCACCUCACCCAGGGGACAGCCUGUGGGCAAAGAGACAGUCCAGUCGGAGGAAGGGGCCAGUUCAGGUCCAGAUCGUCUGUUUAAGAUUGUUCUGGUGGGGAAUUCUAGUGUGGGAAAAACAUCUCUUCUACGUCGCUUCUGUGACAACUUUUUCCACUCUGGUACAUGUGCUACUGUAGGUAUUGACUACAGUGUGAAGACUCUGACGGUGGACAACAGCCAGGUAGCCUUGCAAAUGUGGGACACAGCAGGACAGGAAAGGUAUCGCAGCAUCACCAAGCAGUUUUUUCGCAAGGCUGAUGGUGUGGUUGUGGUGUAUGACAUCACUAAUGAGCAGACUUUCACAGCAGUGAGACAGUGGCUAGCCAGCGUGCAGGUGAGUGAUUCAUAUCCACUUUCCUUCUGA
Sinocyclocheilus rhinocerous is the source of this 2229-nucleotide messenger RNA. Its product is annotated as EF-hand calcium-binding domain-containing protein 4B-like. The record is from RefSeq and is a predicted model, not a curated record. Bases 295 to 2229 code for a protein of 644 amino acids. The transcript is spliced from 15 exons. Gene Ontology annotation, molecular function: calcium ion binding; GTPase activity; GTP binding. NCBI's taxonomy places the organism in Eukaryota, Metazoa, Chordata, Actinopteri, Cypriniformes, Cyprinidae.